AUGGCUCGUGGACUGCAGAUAAAAGAUGAAGAAAGUGGCUAUAACAAAAAUCUAUUUUGCAUUCCUAAGCAUUAUGAAGAAGAUUUAGAAAGAGUCUUCAUCCCUCAUGGACUCAUCCUGGACAGGACAGAACGCUUGGCUAGAGAUAUAAUGCAAGAUAUGGGAAGCCACCAUAUUGUUGCACUCUGUGUCCUUAAAGGAGGCUAUAAAUUCUUUGCUGAUUUGCUGGACCAUAUAAAAGCACUAAAUCAAAAUGGUGAUAAAUCUGUGCCUAUUACUGUGGAUUUUAUUAGAAUAAAAAGCUACUGUAAUGAUUCACCUACAGAAAAAAUCAGUAUUGUAGGCGAGGAACUGUGUACACUAAAUGGGAAGAAUGUGUUAGUAGUAGAGGACAUUAUUGAGACUGGUAGAACAAUGAAAGCCCUACUUUCAAAACUGAAAGACAAUGAACCAAAGAUGGUAAAAGUUGUAAGCCUGCUCGUUAAAAGGACACACAGAAAUCCAGGUUACAGACCAGACUACAUAGGCUUUGAAAUUCCAGAUAAAUUUGUGGUUGGAUAUGCACUUGAUUACAAUGAAUACUUCAGAGACCUAAACCACAUCUGCAUUCUGAAAGAGAAAGCCAAAGAGAAGUAUAAGAUCUGA
Messenger RNA from Melopsittacus undulatus (budgerigar), 645 nucleotides. Its product is annotated as hypoxanthine-guanine phosphoribosyltransferase-like. Gene Ontology annotation, cellular component: cytosol. Bases 1 to 645 code for a protein of 214 amino acids. NCBI's taxonomy places the organism in Eukaryota, Metazoa, Chordata, Aves, Psittaciformes, Psittaculidae. Gene Ontology annotation, biological process: IMP salvage; hypoxanthine metabolic process; GMP salvage. The record is from RefSeq and is a predicted model, not a curated record. The transcript is spliced from 9 exons. Gene Ontology annotation, molecular function: magnesium ion binding; hypoxanthine phosphoribosyltransferase activity.